This is a messenger RNA of Glycine soja, 2164 nucleotides long. Its product is annotated as calcium-binding mitochondrial carrier protein SCaMC-3-like. The coding region runs from base 352 to 1671 and encodes 439 amino acids. The transcript has 5 exons. The record is from RefSeq and is a predicted model, not a curated record. NCBI's taxonomy places the organism in Eukaryota, Viridiplantae, Streptophyta, Magnoliopsida, Fabales, Fabaceae. Gene Ontology annotation, molecular function: ATP transmembrane transporter activity; calcium ion binding. Gene Ontology annotation, biological process: transmembrane transport.
AAUAUUUGUGUGUUAAAUAACUACUAUUCGCCAACAAGAAGCAUAAGUCUCUUUUCCGUGAUGACGACGUGCGUAUCGGGCAUCAUCGCCGGCGAUCCCCCUCAUCGCCGCCGGUAGCAGCAAUCCCCGGAGCCAUGGAACCGUAAUUCCGAUACGGAAAAAGUCUCUUCCCGUUCCCAUCGUUUACGUCCUCCCACGGUCGUUUCCACGUUCCGUUGAAUUCCUCCCCACCCCUUGACGGAAAAAUCAAAAGUAAAAGCACGCACGAACGCACGCGAAUCGGAUACAAAACAGGGACAUCGAGUUUACAAUAACUUGCAGAAUUGGGCAAGCGUUUUUGUUUGUGUUUCAAUGGGAAUGAAGAAGGUAGCGUCGGGUGUGACGAUGGAUCACGUGCUGCUGGCGUCGCAGGAGACGAAGGAGGCACGUGAGGCUCGGAUUCGGAGCCUCUUCGAUUUCUUCGACAGAGAGAAUCUCGGGUUCUUGGACUACUCUCACAUUGAGGCCGGUCUCUCGGCGCUCCAGAUUCCGGCUGAGUAUAAGUACGCGAAGGAUUUGCUGAACGCCUGCGAUGCCAACAAGGAUGGGAGAGUGGAUUUCCAGGAGUUCAGGAAGUACAUGGACGACAAGGAACUGGAGCUUUACCGCAUUUUUCAGGCCAUCGAUGUCGCGCACAAUGGCUGCAUUUUGCCCGAGGAGCUCUGGGAGGCGCUUGUUAGAGCAGGUAUUAAGAUUGAUGACGAGGAACUCGCUCGUUUUGUUGAGCGUGUUGAUAAGGAUAAUAAUGGUGUUAUAACAUUUCAAGAAUGGAGGGAUUUUCUGCUGCUUUACCCUCAUGAAGCAACCAUAGAGAACAUUUACCAUUAUUUGGAGCGGAUGUGUAUGGUUGAUAUCGGGGAGCAGACUGUUAUUCCAGCAGGCAUUGGUAAGCACAUUCAUGCAAGCAGGUAUCUGAUUGCAGGGGGAGUAGCAGGUGCAGCAUCACGCACAGCAACUGCACCCCUUGACCGUCUAAAGGUUGUAUUGCAAGUCCAAACAACGCGAGCUCAAAUAAUGCCUGCAAUAAAAGAUAUAUGGAAGGAGGGUGGUUUGUUAGGAUUUUUUCGAGGCAAUGGCUUAAAUGUUCUUAAGGUGGCCCCUGAGAGUGCCAUUAGAUUUUAUAGCUAUGAGAUGCUGAAGACCUUCAUUGUGCGUGCCAAAGGGGAAGAGGCAAAGGCUGCUGAUAUUGGAGCUAUGGGGCGGCUACUAGCUGGUGGUAUUGCUGGUGCUGUAGCUCAAACUGCAAUAUAUCCCAUGGAUCUUGUUAAAACACGACUACAAACCUAUGCUUGUAAAAGUGGAAGAAUUCCUAGCCUUGGAACCCUUUCAAAAGAUAUAUGGGUUCAGGAAGGACCCCGGGCAUUUUAUAGGGGAUUGAUUCCUUCUCUUCUUGGGAUUAUCCCUUAUGCUGGCAUAGAUCUUGCUGCGUAUGAAACCUUGAAGGAUAUGUCCAAGCAAUAUAUUCUUCAUGAUGGAGAACCUGGCCCUCUAGUACAAUUAGGAUGUGGGACUGUAUCUGGAGCUCUUGGAGCAACAUGUGUUUACCCACUGCAGGUGGUUAGAACAAGGCUCAACGCUCAUACAAGGGAAUGGCUGAUGUAUUCAGGAAAACCCUUGAACAUGAAGGCUUGAGGGGAUUCUACAAAGGAAUAUUUCCUAACUUGCUCAAAGUUGUACCGUCAGCAAGCAUCACCUACAUGGUUUAUGAGUCUAUGAAAAAAAAUUUGGAUUUGGAGUGAAGAAAUUUACUGCUUGGUAAUUAAUCUUAUUGACAUGGCUGACCGUUGGCAACUAUACAUUGGGAAUGGUUUUUCAGUGAAGACAUUGAUGACAAGAAUAAAAGUCUACAAAUACAAUUGAUUAUUGUGACAAUUGUCUAAAUUCAUUCUUAUUAAAAUAGUAUUAAAUUCUUCAAAAUUCUUGAGAGGACAAAAUUGGUUUGUCCCGCAUUGUGCUUCAUUAAACUAACAUGAAGCUUCAUACCAAUUAGCUGAAUUUUUGUAUGAUAGAGAAGCACACUAUAUACUCAGUUAGGAUCCGAUUUUGUAAUUGUAAUUUGUAAUAUUUAGUGGCUCAGAUUAAUCGUCUUACUCUUAAAAUUAAUAAUUCCAUAUUUAGUGGCUCA